This is a messenger RNA of Aphidius gifuensis, 1549 nucleotides long. RefSeq names its product cell growth-regulating nucleolar protein. Gene Ontology annotation, molecular function: DNA binding. The record is from RefSeq and is a predicted model, not a curated record. The coding region runs from base 108 to 1043 and encodes 311 amino acids. Gene Ontology annotation, biological process: negative regulation of transcription by RNA polymerase II; rRNA processing. Gene Ontology annotation, cellular component: nucleolus. Lineage: Eukaryota; Metazoa; Arthropoda; Insecta; Hymenoptera; Braconidae. The transcript has 2 exons.
AACACGUGUCGGUGCUACAACAACUUUGUAAUUGUUUAUUAUUAUUAAAUAAUAAAUAUAAAUAAAUUAUUUUAAAUAAAUUGACGUUCAAGAUAUAAUUGAUAAACAUGGUUGUUUUUACCUGUAAUCAUUGUGGUGAUUCUUUACAAAAACCAAAAGUUGCAAAGCAUUAUCAAUUUCAAUGUCGUUCUCGUAGUUUAGGAAUAUCAUUAACUUGUGUUGAUUGUUUUAAAGACUUUUUUGGAGAUCAAUAUGAUGAACAUACCAAAUGCAUAACAGAAGCUGAAAGAUAUGGUGGUAAAAAUUUUCAAGCAAAAGCAAAUAAAGGAGAAAAAAAACAACAAGAAUGGAUUAAUGUUGUUAAAAAUGUACUUGAAUCAGAAACUAAUUUGUCAAGAGAUGAAAAACAAAUGCUUCAGUCAUUGUCAAAACAUGAUAAUAUUCCAAGAAAAAAAGCUAAAUAUUUAAAUUUUGUUAAAAAUGUUAUGGGAUACAGAGUUAAUAUGAAUGUUGUUGAUAGUUGUUGGGUUAAAAUGGAAGCUGCUUUUAAGGGACCAGCUGAAAAUAAAACAUCUGAAGCUCAAGUUACUAAUGGCAAGUCAACAAAAGAAGAAAUUACUAUUAUUGAAAAUGAAAAUAAUGAAAAUAUAUCACAAGAAAAAUGUGAUUUAAUAGUUGAAGAUAAAGAUAAUGAAAAAAAGAAAAAGAAAAAGAAAAGAGUACUUGAAAAUACUGAAGUUAAAAAUGAUGAAGUUGAUGAACCAGCAGCAAAACGUCAAUGUCAAAAACAAUCAGAUGAUAAUCAAGCUGUUGAAUCAAAUGAAAUAAAAAAAUUCAACUGGAAAAAAAAUAUUCUUGAAGUCAUUGAAAAUAAAGAAGAAAUGUCUUUGAAAAAAUUAAAGAAAAAAGUCAUAGAAAAAUAUUUAAAUCAUGUUGAAAAUAGUGUUGAUAAAGAAAAAGCUAUUUCACGUUUUGACAAAAAAAUAAAUAAAAUAACAAAUUUAGUUGUAGAUAAUAAUAAAGUUAAACUUGUUAAAUGUUAACAACAAUCGCAUAAUAAAUUAAAAUGUUUUUUUAAUUAAAAUAAAAAUAUAGUUUUCUUUUUUAUCGGUAAUAAUUAUGAAUUUCCAAGAAGCUUCAUAGUACUCUCGUUGAGAUAUUAUGAUAUUAUGAAAAUGUGUGUCGAAAAAAAAUUUUUCCCCUCUGUUUUAAAAUUUCCACCAUUUGUCAAAUUAGCGAUAAAAAGAGAUAAAAAAAAAUUACAUAUGUAACGACAUUUUAAUUGCAAAAUAAAAAUUUCAUUUUCGUGAUAUGUAACUCAAUUGAAAAAGAAUUUGACAUAUGUCAAUAAGAUCAAUGACGUGCAGCAUAUAAGAAAAUAAAAUACUAAAAUAACAACAAAACAAUAUGGUGACUAAUUGUUUAUGUGUUUUAACAAUAUUACCAAUGUAUUUGUGCUCAUAGUAUUGACAUAUAAUUAUUGUAUUACCUUAUAAAGUAUUAAACUCAUUUGUUGUUAUUGUUAUUUAGAAGAAACAAAAAAAAACAA